UGCACCCGAUGGGAGUUGUAGGCCACCUGUGGAGCAUACCGGGAGUCGUAGUCCGUGCACGCUCUGGGUGUACUGGGCGCUUCAUGGCCGUCGGCACUACGCCUGCCUACUCUUCCGCUCGGCCCUAGAAAGUUUCGUUUCUGCCCAGCGGGGGACCCACGAGCGUGGACAUCAGGGACUGGUCAUCACAGAGAACCUAUCAAUCUCUCCUUUCAGCAUACAGAAGUAAAUUGUUCCCUUUUGACCUCCCUUCACAUUUUAAAAAAAUUAUCACACUACUGCUUUGAGAGAAGAUACAAUUUAGUUAGGUGCUGCCAUGGCGUCUGACCAUUGCUGACUGGCAGCCACACAGCCCUGAAGUGAUAGCCUGCUUGGACCUAUACAACUAACAAAGAGGAAAACCAUGGCUUCUAGCAGCACUGAGACCCAGCUCCAGAGGAUCAUCCGUGAUCUGCAAGAUGCAGUGACAGAACUAAGCAAUGAAUUUAAAGAAGGCGGAGAACCAAUCACAGAUGACAGCACCAGCUUGCACAAGUUUUCUUACAAACUUGAGUAUCUUCUGCAAUUUGAUCAGAAGGAGAAGGCUAGCCUCCUGGGUAGCAAGAAAGACUACUGGGAUUACUUCUGUGCGUGCCUAGCCAAGGUGAAAGGAGCAAAUGAUGGGAUUCGAUUUGUCAGAUCCAUCUCUGAGCUCCGAACAUCUCUGGGAAAAGGGAGAGCCUUCAUUCGAUACUCUUUGGUGCACCAGAGGUUGGCAGACACCUUGCAACAGUGCUUCAUGAACACUAAAGUGACCAGUGACUGGUAUUAUGCAAGAAGCCCCUUUCUGAAGCCAAAGCUGAGCUCUGACAUUGUGGGUCAACUAUAUGAGCUGACUGAGGUUCAGUUUGAUCUCGCAUCAAGAGGCUAUGACUUGGAUGCUGCCUGGCCAAUAUUUGCCAGGAGGACGAUAGCCACCAGCACUUCUGCUUACAUGUGGAAACCCCCCAGCCGAAGCUCCAGCAUGAGUAGUUUAGUGAGCAACUACUUGCAGACUCAGGAGACGGCUUCCAGUCUUGACCUGAAUAGUUCUCUAAACAAUGAAGCACUAGAAAGCUUCGAUGAGAUGCGGCUGGAGCUGGACCAGUUGGAGGUUCGGGAGAAACAACUACAAGAGCAUGUACAGAAGCUAGACAGGGAGAACCAAGCACUUCGAAUGAUGAUCAGCAGACAAGGGGGGCAGCUUCAGGUAGAGAAGGAGAUGGGGUACCUUGCAGUUGAGGAUAGCAUUGGCCUCGGGAGCUUGGUAGCAGAGCUCCAGGAGCAGGGGGCCGUCACCCAGGCCACAGUGAAGAAGCUACAGGCAUGUCUGCAGGCCCUGGAGCUAAAUGUAGACAAGAAAGAAAAUAGCUGCUCAGCCUUGCAGCUCGAGAACAUGUCACAGGAGCUUGAUGCUGUGAGAGACGCCUUGGGUAGGAAGAACCAGCUUCUAGCCAGCCUUUCAGAAUGCCUCACUAGGGCUGAGAAAAGGGAAAAUCCAUCUCUGAACACAAAGCUUCAUCAAGAGCCAGUUCCUACUGAUCUGGCCCUGAAGUUCCAGGAGCUGAAGGGAAAACUUCAAGCCCUAGAAGGAGAGAACACCAAGGCCCAGGAGCUAAACAGGCAGCAGAGUAUCAAGCUAGAGCAGCUGGCCAAGGAACUGCAGCUGAAGGAGGAGGCCCGGGCUAGCCUAGAACACUUAGUGAAGGAUGUGGUCCCACUUCAGGAAGAGCUAUCUGGAAAGAAGCAAGAGUCAGCUCAGCUCCGACGACAGCUUCAGGAAUCCCUGGCCCACCUGAGCUCUGUGGAGGGGGAGCUGGCUGAAGCCAGGCAGCAGGAAAAGCGGCAUCAAGAAGAAAAGCAGCUACUAGAGCAGGAGGCCAAGUCUCUGACAUGGCAGCUGCAGCUCCUAGAGACCCAGCUAGGACAGGUGAGUCAGCUUGUAAGUGACCUGGAGGAGCAGAAGAAGCAGCUCAUGCAGGACAGAGACCAUCUCAUCCAGAAAGUAGGCACACUAGAGCAGCUAGGUGAGGCACAUGGGACAAGUAAGAGUAAAGAGGCUGUGACUUGCUUGAGCUCUGUCCCACUACAGUCUGGGGAAAUGCCAGAAAAGGGGCAACAGUGCCUCCAGGAAGAACAGGUAAACAAUACUACAGUGUCAGAGGCAGACCAGGAGGAGUUGCAAAAGGUCAACCAGGAGCUACAGAAGGAGCUGCAGAACAUGGCUGUCCGCAACCAGCUCCUAGAAGGCAAACUGCAGGCCUUGCAAACUGAUUAUAAGGCACUGCAGCAGCGAGAGGCAGCAAUCCAGGGCUCAUUAGCCUCCCUGGAAGCUGAGCAGGCUAGCAUCCGGCACCUGGGAAACCAGAUGGAAGCAAGCCUCCUGGCUGUGAGGAAAGCCAAAGAGACUAUGAAGGCCCAGGUGGCAGAGAAGGAGGCUGCCCUUCAGAGUAAGGAGGGUGAGUGCCGGAAGCUGCAGGAAGAAGCAGAUCAGUGCCGGCUUCGGACAGAGGCCCAGGCCCAGGAGCUCAGAGCUCUUGAGAACCAGUGCCAGCAGCAGAUUCAGCUGAUUGAGGUCCUCUCUGCAGAAAAAGGCCAAAAAGGACUCAGCCUACCCCAAGUCAACACAGCCCAACUGGCCCUGUCUCAACAGCUGGAAAUUCACCAGGGGGAAGCCCAGCGGUUACAGAAUGAGGUGGUGGACCUCCAGGCCAAGCUCCAAGUGGCUCUAGGUGAUCGAGACAAGUUACAGAGCCAGCUGGGUGUGGCUGAGGCAGUUCUGAGGGAGCACCAGUCCCUGGUGCAACAACUGAAAGAGCAGAAUGAAGCCCUCAACAGGGCCCAUGUUCAGGAGCUGCUUCAGUGCUCAGAGAGAGAGGGGAUACUGCAGGAGGAGAGCAUCUACAAGGCCCAGAAGCAAGAGCAGGAGCUACGAGCCCUGCAGGCAGAACUGUCCCAGGUGAGGGGCAGCUCUGGGGGAGCCCACCUGGAGCAUGCAGAGCUACAGGACCAGCUGCACCAAGCCAACACAGACACAGCUGAGCUUGGCAUACAGGUCUGUGCACUGACAGCUGAGAAGGACCGGAUGGAGAGGGUCCUGGCCAGCUUAGCACAGGAGCUCCAGGACUCCAAAGAAGCAGCACUCCAGGAACGAAAGGGCUUGGAGCUCCAAAUGAUGCAACUUCAGCAAGAGAAGGAGAUCUUGCAGGAAAAGGUGAAGGCAGCUGAGGAGGCAGCCAGUUCAUUCUCUGGUCUGCAGGCACAGCUGGCCCAGGCUGAGCAGCUGGCCCAGAGCCUCCAGGAGGCUGCACACCAGCAACAAGAUGCCCUCAAGUUCCAACUAAGUGCUGAGAUUAUGGACUACCAAAACAGAUUAAAGACAGCCAAUGAAGAGUGUGGGAGCCUCAAGGCCCAGCUAGAAGAACAAGGCCAGCAGCUGCAAAUGACAAAGGAGGCUAUGCAGGAACUGGAGAUCACCAAGGCUGCAAUGGAGGACAAGCUGAAUUGCACCAGUAGCCACCUUGCAGAAUGCCAGGCCACUUUGCUGCACAAAGAUGAAGAAAGCACUAUGCUUCGAAUCAGCCUAGAAAGAACACAGAAGGAACUUGAAAAGGCUACAUCAAAAAUCCAAGAAUAUUACAACAAAUUCUGCCAAGAGGUGACAAACAGGGAAAGGAAUGACCAGAAGAUGCUUGCAGACCUAGAUGAUCUGAACAGAACCAAAAAGUACCUUGAGGAGCGGCUGAUAGAGCUGCUCAGGGACAAAGAUGCUCUCUGGCAAAAGUCCGAUGCACUGGAAUUCCAGCAGAAGCUCAAUGCUGAAGAAAAAUGUCUUGGGGACAUGGAAGCCAACCACUGCCAUGACUGCAAGCGGGAGUUCAGCUGGAUAGUACGGCGGCACCACUGCAGGAUAUGUGGCCGCAUCUUCUGUUACUACUGCUGUAAUAACUAUGUUGUGACUAAGCCCAGUGGCAAGAAGGAACGCUGCUGUCAAGCCUGCUACCAGAAGUUCAGCGAAUGCUCUGGAUCUCCUGAUAGCAGUGGUUCAGGCACUAGCCAGGGAGAGUCCAGCCCCAUGGUGUCACCAGCUGAAGCAGGUCCCCAGUCCAUAGGAAGCCAAGGAAUAAAUCCAGUCUGCAGACCACCAGAUGAUGCUGUGUUUGACAUCAUCACCGAUGAAGAACUGUGCCAGAUCCAAGAAUCUGGCUCCUCCUUGCCUGAAACACCCACCGAAACUGAUUCAAUAGACCCAAAUAUGGCUGAACAAGACACCACAUCAAACUCAUUGACCCCUGAAGACACUGAAGAUGUGCCCGUGGGGCAAGAUGCUGAAAUCUGCUUGUUGAAGUCAGGAGAGCUGAUGAUCAAAUUACCCCUCACAGUAGAGGAGAUCACCAGCUUUGGGGAGGGCAACAGGGAGCUGUUUGUGAGGUCCAGUACCUACAGCCUGAUUCCCAUCACCGUGGCUGAGCCUGGCCUUACCAUCAGCUGGGUCUUCUCUUCUGAUCCCAAGAGCAUCUCCUUCAGUGUGGUCUUCCAAGAGACAGAAGACACGCCACUCGACCAAUGCAAGGUCCUCAUUCCCACCACUCGAUGUAAUUCCCACAAGGAGAGAAUCCGGGGCCAGCUGAAGGUCCGAACUCCUGGCAUCUACUUGCUCAUCUUUGACAACACCUUUUCCAGAUUUAUCUCCAAAAAAGUAUUUUACCACCUGACUGUUGACCGGCCUGUGAUCUACGAUGGAAGCGAUUUCCCAUAGCAUCCGUACCUGAACUUUAAUUAGCUCUUCAUCAUCCACAGGAAACACUACUACUCCUCACCUAUCUCAUUAAACAUGUACACACACAAUGUACACACACACACAUACCUGCAAAUUUUUAAAUAUUAAAAAAUUAGAAGCAAAGGAAAGAAAGUCAGCUGUGCCCCAGCUCAGCAGUUCUGCAGCUUUGGCAGAGGCCUUGGGCUCCACAAUGUACUUAGCUCCAUGCAGCCAUUACUCUCAAGUUCCAGAGCUCUUAAAAACAAGGUACAGGAUUCAACCUUUUCACCCAAAGGGACACCAUUAUCCUCACUUGGAAUCACAGUUGGUAUUUUUCAGGCCAGAAGUGGUCUUAAUGGUAUAUCUACUCUCAACUCUCAACAGCCAGGAUUAUAGGCCAAGGGCCACUGCCCUGGCCACUUUGUGAAGCCUUGGGUAGUCCUAGGAGAAAAACACUACAGGGCCAUCAUGUCAAAGAUGCCCCAUCCCUUAAUUUCCCCAUAAGCAGGGAAUUCCACUUAGCAAUUUUGGGGAGGCCUGAGUUUUGCUGUUCUCCUGAGCCUUUGUCUACUCAGGGGCUUUGUCUACUCAGCAAGGCCACUCAGCAGAUCUAAAUAAUGCCCCCCUCUCCCCCCACCCCACCCACACACUCUCAGGAACCAACCAGAGGGUCUAGGAAAAGCAACUACUACAUGAAGGCUUCAGCUCUGCAUAUGGACAGCAGGAGUACAAAUAUAAGCUAAGUUCCCUUCAGUGGUACCAAAGUUCAUGUGUCAGCCUAUAGCCCAUCUUUGAUAUAAACUAGAAUUUCUGCCUCAGCAGUAGACAAUUGUUUACUAAUGAGCAGAGCCAGGGUAAAGAACUACUUUCAGUACCUGAAAUCUUUCUAUUAAAAGUCUUUGGUAACUUAAGAAGCGACAUAGUUGAAGAACAGGACAUAACUUCCAUUUGCCCUCCAUCUCCCAGUCACUCCCUCCCCAUUUGCCUACUUCCUACUAGUCAGCUCACCUCAGACACUGCUGAAAGUUUGCUGUUUCCUUUUCUAGGACAGGCAAAUAGGUAGCUUAGAUAGCUUCCUGUUCUCUGUGGCUCUUUUUUACUCCUACCACCAAGAAUUUACCCUGGAUGGCAACUUUGUUCAGUGUGAGGCCAGCAUGUUCAACUGAGCCUUUGAAGACUACCCUAGGUCCUUGUGGUUCUGUAUGUGACCUGAGAUUGCUGAAGGCCAAAUCCUCUUACCUUUGAACCCUUCUACCCUCUUGCAAAUGGAAUGCUGAAGCCAGCUUGUUCACUAGGCCAACAGCAUCCAGUACCAAAUAGGAUCUUAUUAUUAUUGUGUGGCUUUUUCAGGGCAUAUUCGAGACACUGGCCAAACUCAUGGCCUUCUGCUGGUAACUUGGUCACUGCCACCAUCUUCAUCAAGAGCCAUCAUUCACUGAGUUGCUGCUGUGUUAGUGGCCUGGGAGGGGCCUGAGACCUUACAUUUGAGUUCAUCCUGAACUCUUUCACUCAUCAGGAGGCCCAUGUGGUUCUUGUGAAGCUGAGACCUGAGGUGAGAGGCUCCAGUGCUGACUGCAUAGUACUCCACUAGACAUGUACCAACUCUGUUUUUAAUAGUAUAUUUUUGUGCUAAAUGGGCUUUGUACUGUACAUGCUGAGCAUUAGGUUACUAGAGGACAUUUGGCCCUGUUUAAGUGUGCCUUUCAUACAUAGCUUUAUUGUUUUAAGUAGUUCCCAAGUUUACUGGGGUUUAGUCAUUGGAGUAAAUUUUUGAAAAAUGCAAUUGACAACUGAAGAAUCACUAAGGAAAAUGGUGUCCCAGCUGGACUUAAUUACACUAAAGAUCAUAAGGAAACAUCCUUGAGAUCUGGGUGAUUCUUUUCCUAAGGGUAGCCUCUCUUCUAAUGACACAGCCUUUUCAUAACAGUCUUGUCAGUAGUGUUGCCAGCUGCCUGUUCGCCAGUACCACUGAAGCACUACUAGACCUCACCCAAGAAAUAAACUAGCCACCCAGACACGGGCAUGUGUCUGAAUCAGAGUGGCCCUCCAUGUCUAAAUGGACUUUGAGAGUAUUGCUGACAGAAGCACCCAGGAUUCUAGCUAGUCCUAGACCAAGAGCAGGUAAAGGAAUUCUCAAACAGGAAUCUGGAACGGAAAAUCUCCAUGUGGUUUUGGAAGUAGAAAUGAAGAGCCAUAUAUAAAUAAAAAUGUUACUUCUGAACAAUUUCAAUUGUCCCCCCCAGGUAAUCAAGCCACUCCUGGCCCAAAGAGAAGGAAAUCGUGUAGAUAUGGUUUGAUGUUCAUAGGGUUUUGUUUUUAAACUCAGACUUGAUGUUUCAACCUGUGAGAAUUCUUUAACCUGAGAACAAACAUUCUUGGCUCACAGGUUUUGGAAAAGAAGGCAGAGAGACAUCUCUGGAGAGACAUUUUUGACUCCUCAGAUCCAGGGAGUGCAAUACAAAGACUGUUGAGUGCUGCUUACAUUUACAAAAGCGAACACUACUUGGUAGAAUCUUAGCACAAUUUCCUCGUCUCAUUUAAUUUCCUCUAAGGAAGCAAGAAAGUUAAUUCAUAAUUUCCUUUUCCCCCUCAAGCACUUUUUAAAUUUCCAGAGACCUCUCUGAUCAAGGGGCAUUUUUAGAGCCUUUUUGAUGUGUGUUUAAUCUCAAUGUUCUUUUGGUGACUGCAGUGACACUGAGCCUCCAUGGGAAGGCUUAACAGUUAGAGUGCACUUUAACUCAUUAAUCCUCACUUCAUGUGGCCUUAUAAGAUAAUGGGACAAGGAACCCAUUUCAUUCUUACCUGCCAAAGAGUUAUAUAGAAGCACAUCAAACACCAGCACUUCAUCUGCACAAAGGGAUGAGACUUUGGCAUCCCCAAGUAUACUUCUUUAAUAGUGUGUGCUAUGCCAUUUGGAAAUAUUUUUUAACCUCAGGUUUUAAAUAAAGCAAAUACUGUGGCA
This is a messenger RNA of Mastomys coucha (southern multimammate mouse), 7739 nucleotides long. RefSeq names its product FYVE and coiled-coil domain autophagy adaptor 1 (gene Fyco1). Gene Ontology annotation, cellular component: autophagosome; lysosome; late endosome. Gene Ontology annotation, biological process: positive regulation of autophagosome maturation; plus-end-directed vesicle transport along microtubule. The transcript has 19 exons. The coding region runs from base 404 to 4777 and encodes 1457 amino acids. Lineage: Eukaryota; Metazoa; Chordata; Mammalia; Rodentia; Muridae. Gene Ontology annotation, molecular function: metal ion binding. The record is from RefSeq and is a predicted model, not a curated record.